This is a messenger RNA of Rhinocladiella mackenziei CBS 650.93, 1938 nucleotides long. RefSeq lists its product as uncharacterized. Gene Ontology annotation, cellular component: chromatin. The record is from RefSeq and is a predicted model, not a curated record. NCBI's taxonomy places the organism in Eukaryota, Fungi, Ascomycota, Eurotiomycetes, Chaetothyriales, Herpotrichiellaceae. Gene Ontology annotation, biological process: regulation of transcription by RNA polymerase II; DNA-templated transcription. The transcript has a single exon. Gene Ontology annotation, molecular function: RNA polymerase II cis-regulatory region sequence-specific DNA binding; DNA-binding transcription factor activity, RNA polymerase II-specific; zinc ion binding. The coding region runs from base 1 to 1938 and encodes 645 amino acids.
AUGCCGGUAGUGGAGCGAGAAAAUGUCACCUACUCCUCCCAGCCUCACGACUUUGCGUGGAUUCAAGAGUUGGAAGAUUGGAGACCUGAGCUGGGAAAUAGCAGGGUCUCUCACUUUCCCGACACUGACAUUGACUGGUUCCUCGAGAACCAGAAUCUGUUGACCUCUGACUUGGACUGGAACGCAACCGAUCCUCGAACAUCCGGUGAACCAGUCACGACGACAGACGCUGGUCAAUGCAAGGUUGAUGGGGCACCACCACCGAUUUACCUCCAGGAGUCACAGUCGAAGCUCUUUGUUGCCAGCCACAAAGAUCUCAAGGCACCUACUUGCGGCUUUCGCAUCUGUAACGCUCUGACCGACGAAAGGCGGAUCGAGCUACUGAUGGAUCUACGUGACCUUGUUCAGGUUGAUCUUCGAGAUCCCAUUUUUUUGUUGAAUAGUAUGAAACAAGGAAUACAUCUCUUCGCGCGUAACGUGUCUAUCGAAUAUUCCUUUCUCCACCACGAAUACCUUUACCCGUCUUCUGAGGAAAGCCGGCAAGCCGUCAUCGAGAUCUUCGGGGAGGAGCCCGGUUUCCAGCUGAUUUGGGCAACGAUCACGCUAGGAUGGACCCUGAUGCGCAGUGAGAACAACCACGAAUAUAAUAUUGCGUCGAAGAUCCAGCGCGCUCUGAGGGCUUCCAUCAUCAAUCAUCCGGCACUCAGCAACGUGCCGCCAUUGUGGCUCGUCCAGACACUGUUCCUGGUUCUUGUGUUUGCAAGAUACCAGGGCUCACGGGAGGAGUAUGGAUUCGCAUCCGUCUUCCAUGGAGUUUUGCUCGAAGCAGUGCGACGUCUCGAUUAUAGAUCAGAACGUAAUGCCACCAAAUUCGAUCAUGGAACCAAAUCCAAUACCAUGAUAUGGAUCAAAUGGAUUCAGACAGAGACGAUACGAAGGCUGAUAAUGCAGACAUUCAUUUUCGACGUCAAAAACGCCAUCCUUCACGGUGGUGAUGUGUCGAUGACGCCGUUCGAGCUGAAUUUGCGUCUUCCUUUCUCCGAAGAUGCCUGGUAUUCCACAAAUCACGAAGAUUGGGCACACCUUAUGAAUCUAAGAGCAGAAGAGCCGGUGCCGUUUAUCACUAUGCUCAAAAGAUCUUGGAACCCUCCAUCGUUCGCGCAAAAAACGGAUGAGCUCCCGCGAGGAGCCAAAGUCAUCAUGUACGGAUUAGUCUCUAUCGCCUGUGAGCUAUCACGCCGGGAAGAUAACUCGCUCUCGAAUCGGUCAAAUUCCGCAUUGCAGUCCCUCGGACGGACAGUCAGGCAUUCACUUGAUCACUGGGAAGCCUCAUGGAACAAAAUGACCGUCCGAAAAGGGUUGCAAUCGUUCGCUUGGAGAAACUGCAUGUGUAUCGUCCGCCUCGCUCAUACUCUGUAUGAGAUCGGCCCCGUCGAUCUGCAGACUGUGGCUGGUAAGGAAAUAAUUGAGGGCAAAAGAAGAGGGGCUGCAGAUUACGCGCAUUCUCGAAGGAAGAUUCGUCUGUGGGUGAAGCAGGAACGGGCAUUACUUGGAGUCUCCCUUGCGGCCAAGGUCAUCCAGGAACGACUGGGAGAUCCGGGUUCAAGGACACAUUGCCAUCAUUGCCUGUGGUGUCUCUACCUUGCAGCGCUUAUUUGUUGGAACUUUGGCUUUGCGCUGACGGCAAACACAUAUAUUAAGGACCUGGUCAAGGACGGACAAGUUACAUCUUUCGACAUGGCCGAAAUCGCAUGCCACAAAUACCUGAACACGGUGGCUAUAUUUCAGGGCCAUGUGACAGAAACACCAGCGUCGAUCCUCGGUCAGACCGCCGGAGUACUGAUUGUGGUGCUAGAAAUCCUCAAGGCUCGUUGCGAGACCGGCAUGAUCGAGGAGGGCAUUGAACUUCUGACUCGCCUUGUUGGAAUAACCGGGUAA